Messenger RNA from Rhizoctonia solani, 462 nucleotides. RefSeq lists its product as uncharacterized. The record is from RefSeq and is a predicted model, not a curated record. The transcript has 2 exons. Bases 1 to 462 code for a protein of 153 amino acids. NCBI's taxonomy places the organism in Eukaryota, Fungi, Basidiomycota, Agaricomycetes, Cantharellales, Ceratobasidiaceae.
AUGUCUGUCAUCUUUGAAUACGCAUACACAGUCCCUUUCCCAAAGGACUCGAAGAUCACCUGGGCUCAGGCCUUCGAGGCCAUGCGCUAUAAGGCUGCCGCUCCAAUGUCCUUCGUACCCAGCAUCGCAGCAGCUGAAAUUCUAGAACAGAGCUCCGAAUUCAUUAAACGGAAGACGACGAUGAAGACUGGAGUUCAAGUGGUAGAGGAAAUUCAUUUGUAUGCUCCGUGUUUGGUAACGUUCAAAGCCGAUAACGGCCAAUUUGUUACCAAUGUGAUUUCGGAGAACACUCAAGGAGAGCUUCUCAUGACCUUCACUUUCCAUAUGCCCAUCCCGGGCGUCGAGCCUGGAAGCGAAGCUGCAGAAGAGAAGCUCAAGGAGUUGAAGCAGCGGACUCAGGAAGGGGUCUCGCAAAGUAUGAAGACUACUAUGGUGAUGUUUGAGGAGGGAAAGCUUAACUAG